Messenger RNA from Patiria miniata (bat star), 2469 nucleotides. RefSeq names its product testis-expressed protein 36-like (gene tex36). Lineage: Eukaryota; Metazoa; Echinodermata; Asteroidea; Valvatida; Asterinidae. The transcript is spliced from 4 exons. The coding region runs from base 264 to 863 and encodes 199 amino acids. The record is from RefSeq and is a predicted model, not a curated record.
AGUCGCGGGUGCAUUUGUCAUUUGUCAGGUGUAACCUUUUGUAACUUUGGUGAAACGCUCAACUAGUGUUGACAAUGACAAUGAUAUCAAUUUAGUUUGUUCACAUGCAACUGGAUUAGCAAUAUUAUCCUUUCAAUAUAGUAACGAUCCCGCUAAAUGAAGAAAAAUUUGGUGACCUUUCCCCUCUGUUUAAGUUAGCGAAUGCAAACACAGUUUCAGUGAGCUUGCUGCCGAUUUGACUGUUGUUGUCCAUUGUCACUGUGAUGCCCAAGUCAAGGGCGAGUGUGCCAUCUGCAAGCAAUGAUGGAAUAUGGUUCCGAACCAGAGGAUGGUCAGACCCGCCCAUGAUGCGAGAAACAGUGACCAGCACAGGAAGCAUGCUGAGCACCUCACUCAGAGACCAGCAGCCAGAGAGACCUAAGCCUCCACCAGAACCUUUCGAUACUAGAAUGGAGUUAUCCUAUACCGUGGAAAAUCCCUUCUCCAUGCACGACAACAGAAAUUCAUUUCAGGAUCAUGGAGUGUAUUUUGGCCAUGGUCUUGGAAAACGCUUCUUUCACGGUGAUGAGAGGCAACACGGUUCCAAAGACUUCUACACCUGGGACUUACCCGGGCAGGACUUGCACUCCACCAACUACCGUGAUGCCUUCAUGGGCAGGCCCUGCAGGCAACCACCAACGAGGCGUCGUUUCCCCCGCAAGCACCCCGAGCCCAGGGAGGGACAGCAGAAGCUGGACACGACAACAAGCGAUUGGUUCCAGCCGCCAGACGUGCCAUACAAGACAGAAACACAGACUCUGGUGUCUAGCAAGGAGCCUCAUCUUAAACCCAACCCCUGGAAGUACUCCUACAAGGCAUAUUAAUCAAGAGUUGUGGUCAAGUCCUCACAAGACUUUAUCAGUCCUGACAGGUCCUCGCAAGUAUUUAUCAGUCCUCACAAGUCCUCAUAAGUCCUCACAAGUCCUCACAAGUUCUCACAAGUCCUCACAAGUCUUUACCAGUCCUCACAAGUCUUUACCAGUCCUCACAAGUCUCCACAAGCCUUUAUCAGUCCUCACAAGCUCACAAAAGUUCUCACGAGUCUUUAUCAGACCUCACAAGCCUUCACAAGUCCUCUCAAGUCUGUACCAGUCCUCACAAGUCCUAACAAGUAUUUACAAGUCUCCACAAGUCCUCAGAAAUCCUCACAAGUUCUUACAAGUCCUCACAAGUCUUCACAGGUCCUCACAGUACAGACGAAGGUCAUUAAGUCUCAAGUCUGCGAAAUGCAAAUUCCUUUGUGAUUGUUAAUCGACUAUACUUGUGACCUACCUAAUAAUUUGACAUGUGAUUUUACUUGUAACUUGACUUGUGACGGACUCAACUGAAACUGUGCUAAUAAUCCUGCAAAUUCCGGAAUAUACCUUGGAUAUUCCAAGCAGUUUGGAUGAGCGCAGGUUAAAUCUCUUCCAAGAUGGUCACAAAGGGCAUUUUUGGUCCUCCGCUAAUGUGAGCUUUGGACUGCGAUUUGUUUACAUUGUGUACAUUUUAUAAAUUGUAAACCUAUGCAACUUUUAUGGAGCAGGACGUCGUCAAGUGUGGCAUUGUUUUAUCAAGUGUGACCAUGUGAAGGAAACACUUCUACAGUUUUACUGUUUGGUUAUCUGAACAAUUGUGAGAUCUAUUAAGUGUGCUUUGUUUAGAUUGCUUUUUGCGAUUGACUUUUUAUUAAGGCUGUCCUAUUGUUUUUUUCCCAUCCUUUGACUAACAGGGUCCUUAAUUGUAAUGAAUGAAAGAUAUAGCUCUCUAUCACCUUUAAUUCAAGACUGUGUGUAAAUUUUCAAUAAUUUUAAGUUCAAAGUGUGAUUUCAGUUAUCAGACAUAAUUAUCAAGUUUAGUGUUGGCAGUAUGCUUUACCCUUUGUGUCUUUAUGAAUGGCUUCGGACCAACUACAUGCAGUAAAAAAAAAAGGUGUGACUCAUUCAGGCCUUUUUAAUUAAUCUUUACAGAAAAAAACGUACUUUUUUUUUCCAAAAAAUUCUACCUCUUGAAAUUUGUUACUUUUACAUAAACACAAACUUGCCAGUUGAAUAUAAUUGUAAUCAGCAUAAUAAAACAAAAGAUUGUGCAGUGAAUAGGCCUACAGUAUGUUACUGUGCACAAAGAUGUCCCUUCGUUUUCACAGGGUAAAUACCAGAAAGCUACUUAGUUUCCGAGAUGUGUGCUUUUUUUGUGGAAAUUACGUAAAGGCUGAACAAUUUUCAAAUGAUUUUUAAAAGUAGAACAAAGAAAUUGAACAGAGAUUUCAGAUGAUUCAAUUGCUUCCAUUUCAAUUUCACACCUUCCAUUCUUCCAGCAUUAUUUGUACCACAAUUUUACUUAUUUUUAUUGCCAUUUCUUAAUUGUAAAUAUAUUGCUUAUGUACAUACAUUACAACGUCAAUUUUUAAUGAGUAUGGUAAUUAUUAAAAGGCUGAAUUGAUGAAACGGU